Molecule: messenger RNA, 1275 nt
Organism: Cheilinus undulatus (humphead wrasse)
Lineage: Eukaryota; Metazoa; Chordata; Actinopteri; Labriformes; Labridae
Gene: kcnj1a.1
Product: potassium inwardly rectifying channel subfamily J member 1a, tandem duplicate 1
Exons: 1
Coding region: 1-1122 (373 amino acids)
Biological process (GO): potassium ion import across plasma membrane; regulation of monoatomic ion transmembrane transport
Cellular component (GO): plasma membrane
Molecular function (GO): ATP-activated inward rectifier potassium channel activity
Source: RefSeq, a predicted model, not a curated record
AUGAUUGGAUCGUGCAGCAAACGUCUCCAGGACUUCCUGGCUGAGCGGAAAAGUCGCAGAACCAGGCUAGUGACCAAAGAUGGCCGGUGCAACAUUGAAUAUGGAAACUUCAAAUACAGCAAACACUUUGCCUUCCUGGCUGACUUCUGGACCACGUUUGUGGAGAUCCGAUGGCGUUUUGUCCUCUUCCUCUUCAUCGCCGCCUUCACCCUAAGCUGGUUCAUUUUCGGCCUGCUGUGGUACUGGAUUGCUCGCAGUAAUGGAGACCUCACGUGGCAAAGCCCUGCGUCAGAUCACACUCCAUGUGUUGAUAAUGUUGUCGGACUCACCACGGCGUUCCUCUACUCACUCGAAACCCAGACAACCAUUGGGUAUGGUGGGCGAGCGCUCACACCUCUCUGCCCCGGUGCUGUAGCCCUUCUCAUCAUUCAAUCUCUCAUUGGAGCCAUUAUCAACUGCUUCAUGUGUGGAGUCAUCCUGUCCAAAAUCUCAUCCCCCAAAAAGAGAGCCAAGACCAUCACGUUUAGCGACAUGGCAGUCAUCAGCCCCAAAAACGGAACUCUUUGCCUGUCAAUCAGAGUUGCCAACCUGCGCAAGACCCUCAUGAUCGGGAGCCAGAUCUACGGGAAGCUGUUGAGGACAACAAACACUCCAGAUGGGGAGACGAUCAUUAUGGACCAGGUGAACAUCGACUUUAUGGUGGACGCAGGGAAGGACAACCUCUUCUUCAUCUGCCCUCUCACGCUUUACCACAUCAUCGACAAGAGCAGCCCCUUCUUUGAGAUGGCAGUGGACACGCUCAACAAGCAAGAGUUUGAGCUUGUCGUCUUCCUGGAUGGCACCGCUGAGUCCACCAGCUCCUCCUGCCAAGUCAGGACCUCAUUUAUUCCUCAGGAGAUCAUGUGGGGCUACAACUUCCUGCCAAUCAUCUCCAGAAGCAAGGAGGGCAAGUACAGGGUGGAUUUCUCCAACUUCUCCAAGGUGGUGCCAGUGGCCACUGCGCACUGUGCCUACUGUUUCCACAACAUCAAGGGUCAUCAUCAUCACUCCAGGAACGGACAUGACAACCAGGGCUUUGAGGUGAUUGAUAUCAACGAUCCCCCAAAUGUCACAAAGAUGUGAGGACAUGAAUAUACUGUAAUGAACAGUAAGAACUGAGACUGCUGUCGAGGCCUUUACCUCUAAAUGACGAAUGCCUUAAGGACGAGCAGUUGCAGGGGGCAGCUGGGGUUACCUGAUGGCAGACAGGGCAUUGUGUAGCAUUUAAAUACCUAA